GAUCACCGAUCGAUUCCACUCUAAAGACUAUUUUCCUCUGUCAUGCAAUAAGAUCUUAUUUUCUUGUUCAAACAUUGAACAUUAUAAAGGAAAUCUAAACCCAAAAAGGUACAAAUCAUAUAUUCCCUUAACAUGCAUCUCAUUUUAUUUGGUUUAUACAUUCGGCUUUUCUUUUCAUUAUGAUAUGAUUUUAACAACUGCUAACAAUUACUGCCCUUUUGCCUUGUUUUUGGUACUGAAACCGGGUGGGGUGGACUCAAUCGAAGAGGAGCGUUCACUCAACUAAAAUCAAAGCAGAAUCAAAGCACCAUCUAAACCCACCACUCUUCUUUUUUUAUCUUGUUUGAACUUCGAAGGCAUCUCCCUGCUUUUAGAAUUGGAAGAAAUUGCGUGGUGGGAUCAAUUAAAAAGGAGCAACCACCCAACUUUCCCAUCUUCAUUUCUCUCCCAAAACCAAAGCUCAAUCUUACAACCCUUUCCUGCAAACUCACCGAUCGAUUCAACUCUAAAGACUCUUUUGCUUUAUCAUGCAGUAGAUCUUGUUUUCUUGUUCCAACAUUGAACAUUCCAAAGGAAAUUAAAAGGAAAAAGGUUCUGAAAGUGGUUAUGAUGGAAUCAAUCGAAGAAGACCAUUCACUCAACUAAAAUCAAAGUAGAAUCCAAGACUACCAUCUUCUGCACUUUCCCGUUUCCACCAUCCAAACUCAUCACUCUUCUUUUCUAUCUUUAAUUAUGUGUGUUGGAUGAUGAACAAGAAAGCACCCAAUGCUCAGUAAUCUAGUCUUUUUUGGUGGAAUAAACAAACAAAAAGCGAUCACCUAACGUCUUCUUUGUCAUUUCUCUCUUCUACGAAAACAAGAGCUCCCUAGACCCAUACGUUGUUUGCUCUGCCAUGAUUCUUGUUUUCCCGUUCCAAGGCUCCUCCUUUGCAAGCUAGCUCCCAAUAUUGAUCAUUCUAGAGGAAAUCCAAAGCCAAAGUCUUUUCUGGUACUGAAACCGCGUGGAAUAAACCAAAGCAAAGAAGAACCAUCACUUAAAUCAAAACUCAAUCCAAGACCCAUCUCUAUUCAUUUCCCUGUUCCACUCCAGAUUCAUCAAAAGCAUUGAAAUGCAAGUCCUCAGAUGGUUAAAACCUCAUCAAGGUUUGAAACGAUUGAGAAUCAAUUGUUUUGGUGGGUUGGAAUUUCCAUCUUGGAUAGGUGAUCCAUCAUUUUCCAACUUAGAGUACUUGGAGCUAUGCAAUUGUAAAAGCACUUCAUUACUAUCACUUGGGCAACUACCUCAGCUCAAAGAAUUGAUCAUCACAGGCAUGGAUGCAUUAAAAAUUAUGACGCUUGAGUUUGACGGAGACAAUUCUUUUUCAACUUUUCCAGCAUUAGAUUUACAAGACUGCCCUAAGCUGGUAGGAAAAUUAUCGAAAUGCAUUCCUUCUCUUAAAAAGUUGAAGAUUUUCAGAUACAAUUCUUCUUCAACUUUUCCGGCAUUGGAUUUACAAGACUACCCUGAGCUGGUCGGAAAAUUACCGAAAUGCAUUCCUUCUCUUAAAAAGUUGAAGAUUUCCAGAUGUCCAGAAUUGAGGUACUCCCCACUUAGUCUUCCAUCACUUGAAGAAUUGCAUAUGGAAGAAUGUAGUGAGGUAGUAUUGAGGAGUAUGGUCAAUCUCACCUCCCUCAAAACAUUGAGUAUAAAAAAAAUUUCUAAACUGACUUGCCUACCCAAGAGUUUUGUUGAGUCCAUGAUAGCUCUCAAGGAUAUAGAGAUUGUGUCUUGCACUGAACUUACUUGUUUGUGGGAAGAGGGAGUUAAUAUCCUAAACCUUGCAUGUGUUGAGAAGAUAGAAGUCAAUGAGUGUGAAGCGUUGGAUUCCUUGCCUGGUGAGAUAAUGAUGUUGAGACUUGAAGAAUUAUAUAUUGGUCAAUGUCCUGCUUUCCGAAUGUUUCCAAGAGGCAAGUUACCCACCACGCUUAAAGUUCUGCGAAUUUGGAAAUGUGAAAAGCUAGAGUCUCUAUCAGAAGGAAUAUUGAUAAAUAAUGGUGAUGCACAUCAAAUGUCGCAACUUGAAAGAUUAACGAUUGCCAGCUGUCCUUGUCUGAAAUCUUUUCCAAGUGGUCCGUUACCCAAUUCUUUUAAAUGGCUUUAUAUCACUUAUUGCAAGCAACUGGAAUCUCCACCUCAAAGGAUGCUGCAGUAUUGCACGGAACUUAAAGUUAUAAGUAUUUAUAGGGGUGAUAUGAAAAGUUUAUGUUUUGAGGACAUGCGUGGGCCCACUUAUUUAUGGAUAGACAAUUGUGAUGCUUUGGAGUCGUUUUCCCUGUCCAUCUCCAAUCUUAAAGACUUAAACAUAUCAAAUUGCAGGAAUCUCAAGUCUUUGCCUAACAAGAUGCACGACCUCACGUCUCUCAAUACAUUAUAUAUAAGAAAUUGUCCAGAGAUCAAGUGCAUUUCAGACAGUGAUUUGCCACCAAACUUAACACGGCUUCAAAUUUAUGGGUGUAUAGGGAUCGAGUCCAUUCCAGGCGGUGAUUUGUUUCCAAACCUAACGGAUCUUGAAAUUGUCGACUGUCAAGGGAUUGGGUCCAUUCCAGACCGUGGUUUUCCCCCAAAACUUAGAAGUCUUACAAUUGAUUGCAAGAAUCUGAAGAAGCCGAUGCAGGAAUGGGGCCUUAGCAACCUCACCUCUCUUCUAUCCUUGGGGAUUUAUUGGAUAUGUCCUGAUCCUGAUGUGCUUCCCACUUCUCUAACCAGUCUUGUGGUAGGUAAGGUUGAAAAUAUGAAAUCCAUAGCUAGAGGGCUCCUUCAAAACCUCAACUCUCUUCAAGAUUUAACAAUCAAGGAUUGCCCAAAGCUGCAGUCCUUGCCAAAGGAAGGCCUGCCUACCUCCCUUCAAAAGUUAACUUCAAAACAUGAUGACAAUCAAAUGAAUUCCAAUCUAAAUAAAAGGAUAUGCAUAUUAAAUGAUAGAGAAAUGGCCAAUAAAAAAUCAUACUUGAAAGGUUAUAUGGUAAUCAAGAAAACUACUAAGGAUUAUUCCUCCUUUUCACAGCCCAAAGUACUAGAUGGAGGAGAUCUUAGUAUUUCUGAAGCUUAACAUUUAUGUCAGCUGAAAAAAUGUUGGUUUUCUAGAGAUUGGAAAGUUGCAAUCCUUGUAUUCUGUGAAGACUCGUUGACUACUCAAUAUAUAAAUAGCUGCUUAGUAUAAGAGUCAACAACAUGUCAACCCUUUCAGGUCAUCUUUUGCAGCUGUGUGGUAAUCAAACUCCUUGGACUAGUUCUAACUCACUCAAGAAUUCUUCUGAUUGAGUUAAUUCAUUUUCUUGAUCUUCCUUUUCCAUUUUUCUAUUAAGAUUAUCUAGAUAGUCAUGCUAUUUAAUUGCUCUACAGCCAGUUAUGUGUGCUGAGAUUUGAGUAAAGAGUUGGUUCUAAGGCUUAAACCUAUCCUAUUUGAUGAACUGCAUUAUUUCAGAUCUGAUUAUGGAUCACUUGAACUGUAUUGCUGAAAGUUCAUUUUUGCCAAUGCCUCAGUAUCCUUCAAACAAUUAGUAUCCUCGUCUUGGACCCUUGAUGCUAGUUUUAAUCUUGGUUUGUGUACUUCUGGGCAUUCUGGCAAUAGAAAAUUUAAUUUACCUUUUAGUUGUUGGUUAAAUGAAAAUAGUUAUGUGCUCUGUGCAGUGCCCAGAUCAUCAUUUCAGGAAAGGCAUCAUAAAAGAAGGGUCAUGGAGAAGCCUAAGUGGAUUUGAUCAUAAAUAGGUUGGUGCUUGGGAAAGAAGGUUCAUUUGCUGGAAGAAGAUUAACAGGAGGGGUUCUUGAAUAUAAAUGUUGGAAUCUUUUAUGGACAUUGUAUGGUUUGAGUAACAGGAUUUUGUCCAGUCUGAUAUACUUGAAGUGGCUCUUGACAUGAGAAAGCAGUUUGAUGCUGUGUCUUUUAGACUUUAUCACAUUAACACAUUCCAACCAUGCCUUGUGAAGAUAAGGGAUGGUUAUUGAAAGAGAAAUCCAUGCAAAUUCUAAUGCUCCAAUCCGGAUUUCAAGAAGAGGCAUCAUAGAAGAAGGGUUAUGCUGAAGCCUUUAGUAGAUUUGAUUAUGAAAAGGUUGGUGCCUGCAUGAAAGGAGGAGGCAAUAGGGCAAGACAUUCUUAGGGGAUUUUUCUACAAUCUGGAAGAGGAAAAAGUUAUAAUCUGUGAAGAUAUUGCCAAGAUUGUAGCAGAGUUGUGCUUGAAAUGCAAAUAACAAAAUCAAUACAAAUCAAUCUUGUAGACACAUAAGCAUGCUCUUCUGCAAAAGUUUCUUCUUGCUGGAAGGAAGACUUAUUGUGCAUUUCCAAUUUGCAAGUUUCUUUCUGCAAGGCUGAGUUAGUUAAAAAAAGGUAAUGGUGAUUUUAAGACACUAGAUACGUUAACUGAACUGCUGUUUAUUAUCAAGAAAUAGGUUUCUUUCUUCUUGCAAAUAGAUUCCUUUUGUUAUAAGAAGUUUAAUCCUCCUUUCAAUGGAAAUGAAAAUAUGCAGUCGCUACCCCAAGCAUUUUAAGAAAGCUCUUUUGUAACAAAUUUUAUUAAUCUAA
Messenger RNA from Rubroshorea leprosula, 4558 nucleotides. The record is from the annotation of a GenBank genome assembly. NCBI's taxonomy places the organism in Eukaryota, Viridiplantae, Streptophyta, Magnoliopsida, Malvales, Dipterocarpaceae.